UGUCAAUAACUUGUCUUCUCAUCCAAACCUGUCAACAAUAAUCUUAUCCCGUUACACAUUUUUUCCGAAUAGUAUUAGAAAAUGUAUAGUUCGUAAGAUUUUUGUGCAAUAUUAUCAAUACAUGAAUAAAAAUGGCCCUAACUUAUAGGGCCUUAUUUAAAAAUUAUUAUUACUUGCAAAAUAUAACCAAACCGGUAAAAUGGAGUGUCGGAGAGAAAUAUCCAGUAAGAAGUAUGGCAAUUGGCCCCUGUUAUCAUAAUGAAUACAAUCCAAGACCCUUGCUUGAGACAAAGGAUUUAACAAUACAAGCUACAAGCUUAAGACUAUAUUCCACUCAAGACAAAACUCCAUCAGAUGGGGAACCAACAAAAGUGAAAGUAGGUCUUAUACAAAAAUUUAAAGUAAUGUACAGGGAUUAUUGGUAUGUGCUAAUACCUGUUCAUGUGGCUACGUCUAUUAUUUGGUUUGGAAGUUUUUACUAUGUUGUUAGAAGUGGUGUUGAUGUGUUAGCUAUAUUAAAAACAUUGGGUGUCAGUGAAACCAUAAUUGUUCCCCUAAGAGACUCUGCUGCAGGAUAUUUUGCCCUCGCAUUAGCAUUGUACAAAUUGGCAACACCUUUGCGGUAUACUGUAACAGUAGGAGGGACAACAGUUGCCAUUAAAAAAUUAAAAGAAUUGGGUUUCAUCAAACCAGUCCCUUCACGAGAAAGGAUAAAAGAAAUUUUUCAAGAAAAGAAAGAUACACUCCAAGAUCGUUUCAAUGAGAGUAAAACCCAUUAUCAAACGCAAAUGAAAGAAAGACGCACUCAAGUCCUGCAGGAAAUGAAACGUUAUAAAACUGAAAUGAGGAAUAUGAAGAAAAACAAGGUGAAGAAACUGUAAAACUUAAAAAUUCCAUAAAAAUAACUAACUUUAACUAAUUAAUGCAAGAAUGUCAUGAAAAUGUUAUUUAGUAAUAAUUGACCAACAUGAAGUAUGAAUUGAGAAACUACCAUAAAAUGGAUAAGUACUAGAAUAUUAAUAACUAAUUAAAAUUAUAAUGCAGUUAUAAAUUUUGUAAUAUUUAUUACUUAUUUAAUUAUAAAAAUAACUACAUAACAAAAUCAUGUUUAUUUCAUAUAAAAUAGCUAGUUACAAAUAAUAAUCACAUCAUUUUUCAUCAAAAUGUACAUAUAAAAUGGUUUAACCUAAUUAUAUUAAGUACAAAACAAGACAGCACAUUACUGGAAUGUUUUAUUGCGCCUCUCAUCCUAAAAUAUUUCUAAAAUUGUGACCAAAAACAAUUAUAUGCUCAUAAACAGUACAGAGCCUAUUCUGUUUAACCAUUAUAUAUUUAAUAUUUAGUACUAUACACACCAACCAGGAGUGCUGUCCAGUCUAGUGUGUAAAAAUAAUAAAUGCAUUUCACAUCAAUGGCAAAUCAACUAGCAGUAGCAGCCAUAAUACUUGGGGGUUUAACAUCUAUUUCUAGUACAUAGAAAUACAGCGUCAAAUUCAUUAACAAUUUAAAACCAAUUCCAUCAUCAGUUUUAUCAUUUCACAUAAUAAAAAUCAAUUCCCAUAAUCACUGAAGAUGUAUCAGUUAAAACAUUGGAUAUCACAAAUUAUAAUAGGCAAACUUUCUUGGCUAAAACAAAUCACAAUUAUCAUUAUUAACUUUAUUUAUUCUAUUUGCUGCUAUGAAAUACAGUUGCUAAUCAAAUAUAUUCAUACAUUUUACUAACAUUUAAAAUACCUAAGCAGAAUUGUUGUUCUCCUCAUUCUAUAUGCUUAUCAAUAGAUAGGUUUCGAUAUCGUGACAUUUACAUAGAAUCACAUUAUCUUGAAUUAUUAUUCUUAUAAAUAUUAACAACACAGUUUUAAUGUUUUGCUUGAUCCUCAUAACUUAAGUUACAGAUAUUAAAGCUAAUUACGAUAAAUGCUAAUAGGUGCAACAUUAGCUAUACAAAAUUAUUUUUGAGCACAUAAUUUGAUAAUAGAAAUAUUAGCCUGCCAACUAUUUAUUCUGUUGUAAUAUAAUUGUUUUAACACUAGACGCAGCCAAAAGAGUGAAGUUCAACCCAUGUACUGGUAUGAAGCGGGGGAGAGAUGAGGCGCUGGCGAGAGGCCUGGUCCCGUCGCCGCUCCGAUCGUGGCCAAAUGACAAGCGCGACACAUUAAUUUACCUGAAAUAGUUUCAUCAUCAUAAUAUAAUAUUUUUAUAAUCAAAAUUAUUGUGGAAAAAGAUUGUCUAAAAGAAAUACAAAAUUGA
This is a messenger RNA of Spodoptera litura, 2250 nucleotides long. RefSeq names its product mitochondrial inner membrane scaffold 1-like. Gene Ontology annotation, cellular component: mitochondrion. The record is from RefSeq and is a predicted model, not a curated record. NCBI's taxonomy places the organism in Eukaryota, Metazoa, Arthropoda, Insecta, Lepidoptera, Noctuidae.